Messenger RNA from Gryllus bimaculatus (two-spotted cricket), 4188 nucleotides. NCBI's taxonomy places the organism in Eukaryota, Metazoa, Arthropoda, Insecta, Orthoptera, Gryllidae. The record is from the annotation of a GenBank genome assembly.
AUUCUGAACAGCUCUAUUGGCUUUGAAGCUCUUUCGUUCUGUGCACAAUAGCGCCCCAAGCGGUCGUUUACUUCACUGCGACAUAGAGCAAAUAUAAAUUAACUGUUUCACAUAACCGUUGGCCGGUACGAAUUCGCCCAUGAUUUGAAAUUCUGUAAGCUCUUCAAUGAUGCUUUAAGGAGAUUCUGUGAAUGUCUCAAAACAACGUAUGUGAUCGAAUGGUAAGACUUUGAACGACAAUUCAUCUUUAUGACAGUUUGUAACUUGAAGGCAAGAAACAUGGAAUGUUCUACAGUGGAUUGUGCAGAUUAUACAGACGAGUCCGAUCCCUUUACAUUUCCUCAAGUGAAGCCUUUGUACUCGAAACUAUUGAAUAGAGCUAACAGGUCUACGAGGAGGCCACCGCUAAGGCCAUUCCAAUUCAUUGAGGAGUCCCAGACUGAUGUGCCAGUGCAGACUGAAGAUCGAGCAGAAGGCCAAGAGUGUGAAGACGAUUCCUUUUCAAUCAAUUCUCUUUCAGGAGACCUGAAGCAACAUGUCAGCAUUGAGUCUCGCCCUCGAUCAGGGCUCAGAAACUCUGUUAAUGAAAGUUCUCAUUUUAAUGUAAUGACACCAAUUCCUACAAAACUUCAAGCUUAUUCUUCUGUACAGCGUAGUGUCUUGGUGAAAAGAGUUCUAAAAACUCCUGGUUCCAAAUCCAAUGAAAAUAGUUCUUCAAAAGAUUUAAAACUUUUACAAUGCCCUGUUGAUGUUGAAACUCUUCCAAAAGUUACUGAAGAUAAACUGUCUGUGGGGAACAGGAGUAAUAGGGGUGGGAGAGUACUGAAAGAUAUUUUGAAUUAUGAUCUUAGUGGUGAGAAAUCUGUUGAUGCUAUGAAGACAAUACGUGAUUCCAAAGGCAUAAAUACUGAAAAGAAAGAUGUUUUUAUAAUGCCAUCAAUUGCAUAUCGGAAAGAGACUGGUGUUCCUGAGUUCUCCAGAAAAUCUCCAAAAGCUUUCACCAGAAUGACUCCAGGAAUUGAAAUGGAUAAAAACAGAAGAAACAAUGCAAUGAAGUUGCAGUAUAGGAAUGGAGAUGUAGAAUAUCCUGAGAUACCCAAGCAAGUUAUUUCCAGAGAAACAGAAAAUGAAAAACAAGAAAUGAUAAAUCAUAACCCAAGCAUAUUCAACAGGACGCAGCCUUCUGUAUUGUCAAUAAAUAAUGUACAGUAUACGAUUCUCAGCAAAUUGGGCCAGGGUGGAUCUAGCCAGGUUUAUCAGGUUUUGGAUAGUAAAACUUCAUCCCUCUUAGCUGUGAAAUGUGUAAAUCUUGUCGAAGCUGAUGAAGCCACUGCAAUGGGUUACUUAAAAGAAAUAGAGAUGCUUUCAAAACUUCAAAGUAGUAAUCGUGUAAUCAAAUUGUUGGAUCACCAGUAUUUAAAGCAACAACAGGUACUUUAUGUGGUUAUGGAGAAGGGAGAUACUGACCUAUCUACACUACUCAAGCUAAUGACAAAAUCAGGAGAUGUUUCUCUCCCAAUGAUUAUAUAUUAUUGGACAGAGAUGCUUCAUGCUGUUAAGCAAAUACAUGACCAUGGCAUUGUACAUGCAGAUUUGAAGCCUGCCAACUUUUUAUUGGUGUGUGGUCGUCUCAAACUCAUAGACUUUGGUAUUGCUUCUGCCAUUCAAACUGAUGCAACUAGUGUUAUUAAGAGUACCAUGCAUGGGACAUGUAAUUAUAUGAGCCCUGAAGCAAUUCAAGAUCCAGGUGAUUCAUCUAGGACAAAGGUGGGCUACAAGUCAGAUGUAUGGUCUCUUGGAUGCAUCUUGUACAACUUGUUGUACCGAAAAACUCCAUUCCAACAUAUUACAAACAAUAUCAAAAAGUUACAAAUUAUAGCGACUCCAAGCCACAGGAUUGAAUUUCCACCAGUUGACAAGUGCCCUCCCCCUCUCAUGGAUGCCUUGAAAUGCUGUUUAGCAUAUGAUGCCAAAAAAAGGCCAUCUGUAGCUCAACUACUUGCAAUAGAUUACAUUUGGCCAACAAGCUACUAAAAUCAUUUUCUGACAUUGAAGGUGGCAAAAUUUGUUUGAUAUUAUAUCUUUUGUGUAUGAUGAUUGUUUUAUAAUUGUAAUAUUUGAAUGUAUGGCUUUAAUUUUUGUAUUAUAUGCUGCAGUAGAUUGUGUGAUUAUAUACUUGAAAUUGUGCCAGAUAUUUUUUUAGUCAUGUUAAUAGAAAAUCUGGUAUUAGCUUUAAUGUAUGACAUGAGUAGAUAACUAUUUUGUAUACAUGUAUCUUUUCAAUAACUUUUAUGGCAUUUGUAUAUAAACUUACCCAUGAUUAUUUAAGACUGAUUUUAUAUAUUAGAAUAUAAGUUCCUGGUGUGCUUUACUUGGUGUGUUCUUUUGUGAAUUUGUGAAUGGGACUCUUUCAACGUAUGAGAAAUGAGUACUAGUAGAGGGGUGUUUAUCAGAACUGUGUUGCAGAACAGUUGAAGGUGAAAAAAAUAUCAAUGAUGAAUAUCCAUGCAUUGGAGAUAUAACCAUUUGAAUUUUUUGCGAACAUUUCGUCUUAAAGUAGGUUAUUUAUUUUAUUAACAAAUCAAAAUAUAGUCACAGUAGACUUUAUUAGUUCACUGGAUAUUGUUCUUUGCAUGGUUUGCUAGUUUUGUGUAAAUAAUGAAGUUGAUUUGAGAAAGUAAGUUUGUGGUCCUUUGAAGAAAUGAAAUGUGAAAUAUAUUACUCCAAAUGCUUAAAAACAUCAAAUAAAAACAAAGCAUUUGACAAAACUUAAACAAAAUUUUACUUUUGCUCUCUACACUGGAAUGUUAUUUUCCAAUGAUAUUCUUCAUAAUGAAAUCUUGUUAAAGAAAAAUUUUAAAAAAAAAUAUUUUUUUUUGCUUUGCUAACCAGGACUGGUAUAUUUUGAAUUUGUCAUGUAUCGAAGACAUGACCAACGUUCAUGUGAACAUAGUUGAUAGUUGACACUAGUUGUAAACGAUGUACUUUGUUAAAAUUGGCAAUUAACAAAAACAUUAACCUAGCAUUACUUUUUUGUGAGGCUAUGUGAAGGGGUGAAAAAAUUACAUGAAUUUGUCCACCUUCAACAAUUUUUUCAGGAGAAUAAUUUAAAGCAAGUGGAACCCAAUAUUGUUCUUACAAAUAUUGUAAAAAUUGAAACUAUUGGAAAAUGCAAAAUACUUAAUGAAAUUUAUAAUUGUUUCAAUAAAAACCUGUAAUUUAGAAACAAACACAAGUUUUUUUUUGUAAUUACGGGUUUUAUUCCAGGACUUAUGGAAAAUACAUUUUAUUUUGCACACUACAACAGUCUUAUAUAAAGGAUUACAUUGUAAAAUAUUUUUUGCUUUGCCAAAUUAUGAGAAUUAAUUCAUUUUCCUUUCAAAUCAUGUUGCUUAAUUGUUGAUGGAAGCUUUAUUCUACAAUUGGGCUGAUGUUGGCUGGUGGCAGAAAAUAAACAUUACUAUUAUACUAUUUACAAAUACAUUACAUACAAUAGCAAUUACAAAUAAACUACAUACAAUUAAAAAUUUAAAAAAAUUCUUUGUCACUACCUAGCACUUGCCGAUCGCAUUUACAUAUAUAUCAGUGGCUGCUCUUGCCCUCAAAGAAUAAUUGCAUUAGGGGUAAAACUGAUGCUAAGACUAGUAUACAAUGAAUUUAUGUCUUUUCAGAAAUGUACUCUACUAGUAAAUUUCACAUUUUUCAAGACAUUCCCAUUUCCACAAUAUCAGUUAUUAUUUCAAAUUAUAAGUAAAGAACAUUUGUAUUUACCUCUCUGUAAAAGAAGUCUGCAUGCCCUUCCUGGUUCGUAAAUGUUUGUGAAUGACCUCCAGAACUUAACAUUUAAAUUACAAAAGAGAGCAAUGGAAUAUAAUUGUAAAAUGUCAAUCAACAAAAAUAAGGCUGUGGAUUUCCGGAGUAAACAUCCCAUUUGGAAAAAAAAUAGUAAUAAACAUCACUAUCGAACAAGUAUUCAACUUCCAAUAUUUAUGACGCUACAUAGCAUAUCUUAAUGACAUUGAUGUACAACAAAAAAUAUCUAAAUUUCAGGCUAUCUGCGAUACUAUCAAAUAAACGUUGGGAAAGAAAGUUCGAAAAGAGACCAAACUCAAGCUUCAUAAAACAAUGGCCAUGCCUACUCUUCUGUAUGGAUGCGAAACAUGGGUAACAACACCUAAAGAAAACAAG